AUGAGUUCCCCAUCGGCGUCUCCUUCCUCGCCUGCAGCGCUACGCCAGAUCCCGAUCGUGUGCCCAGGUCACUCUCGUCCCUUAGCAGAACUGCACUAUAGCGGUAGCAAUUUGUUGAUAUCUGCAUGUCAUGAUAAGCUCCCAAUGUUGCGGCACGGCGACUCUGGUGAUUGGAUUGGAACAUUUGAGGGACAUAAAGGCGCGGUCUGGAGCGCCAAGCUAGACAACGAGGCUGAAUUUGCGGCUACUGGUAGUGCUGAUUUCUGUGUCAAAAUAUGGGAUGCACUCACAGGCGACGUGGUCACGACGCUUGAGCACAAGCACGUUGUGAAGAGUGUGGCGUUCACAUUGGACGGUGCAAGACUUCUUACUGCCGGUCAUGAAAAGCUUUUACGAGUAUAUGACGUGCUGAGUAUAAAGGAGAAGUUACAGAAUUACAAGGCUGAAGGCCGCACGGGUAUCGUGGUAGAACCUUCGUUACCACUCGUGGAGAUGGCCACUUCCCAGCAGAUACGAAAGAUAGCUGUACUAAGCGACCAUUUAGCAGCCACGGGCGAAGUGGAUGGCACUAUUACUAUCUGGGACUUGGAUUCUUAUACACAAAUGCAGCAGUUUAAGGUUGAUAGUGACGUCAUGGAUAUGGAAGCUUCUAGAAAUGGGCAGGUGCUUACGGUCGCUGCUGGUAAACAGGUAUAUUUCUUUGAUACGAGCCAAGAUUUUAAACUUCUACAUGCAUUUCCCAUGCCCAUUUCGUUUGCUGAGGAGGGCGGCGCAUCGCUGCAUCCGACAGAAAGCAAAUUUGUAGCUGGUGGCUCGGAUACAUGGGUGCGUGUAUUUGACUUUAUGACAGGAGAGUUACUGGAGACGCAUAAGGGGCACCACGGACCCGUACGAUGUUUGCGAUACUCUCCAUCUGGUGACUCGUUCGCGACCGGCUCUGAAGACGGUACUGUUCGCAUUUGGCAGAAUGAUUCUAAAUCUGCUGCUGCUACGUCUGUCGCAGACACCACCGCUAGUUUGAGUUAA
Messenger RNA from Plasmopara halstedii, 1026 nucleotides. Its product is annotated as Serine/threonine kinase receptor-associated protein. Gene Ontology annotation, molecular function: protein binding; RNA binding. Gene Ontology annotation, biological process: spliceosomal snRNP assembly. The record is from RefSeq and is a predicted model, not a curated record. The coding region runs from base 1 to 1026 and encodes 341 amino acids. Lineage: Eukaryota; Oomycota; Peronosporomycetes; Peronosporales; Peronosporaceae. The transcript is spliced from 2 exons. Gene Ontology annotation, cellular component: SMN complex.